Quercus robur (English oak) is the source of this 2074-nucleotide messenger RNA. RefSeq names its product protein FRIGIDA. Bases 77 to 1942 code for a protein of 621 amino acids. The transcript is spliced from 3 exons. NCBI's taxonomy places the organism in Eukaryota, Viridiplantae, Streptophyta, Magnoliopsida, Fagales, Fagaceae. The record is from RefSeq and is a predicted model, not a curated record.
UUAUUAAUAUAAGGGUGAAACUGAAACAUAGUAAAGGAAAGCCGUUUAGCCGUUUACUGGGUUUGGCAAUUUGGGGAUGGCCAUGAAAGCUGAUGAAGAUGAUGUUGCGGCGGGCGUGAAGGAGGAAGACGAUUCAGAAGAAUCUUUAGCAGCAUCAGAAAUUAAACCAGAAGAAGAAGAAGAAGAAGAAAAGGCAGUGUUAGUGAAGGAAGAAGCAGGAGAAUCGUUGGAUGAAUCGCAAAAGCAAAAGUCUGAAUUUAUGAAAUCGGUGGUUGAACUGGACGGCCUGUCCAUUGCUAUUCAUUCAUUCACGCGGAGGUUGGAUGAAUUGCAAAAGCAUCUGGAAUUCAUCGAAAACACCAUUGAGUCUAGGUCGAAACAAUUGCUUCUCAUCGAAAACACCAAUCCGGUGGUGGUCGAAACAAUUACGGAAGAAGAAGAAAAAGAAGCAGCACAAGGGGGAGAGGGAGAGGGAGAGGAAGAGGUUCCUUCUUCUCGGGGUACCAAAUCUGAAGUUGAAUACCUAUGUGAGAUGAUGUGCAGCCGCAGCCUUCGUAAAUAUAUAGUUUCAAAUAUGUCGGACGAAGCCAAACUCCGCGAAGAAGUCCCUGCAGCUCUCAAGUUUGCCCCUAAACCAGCGAAACUUGUAUUGGACUGCAUUGGACGCUUUUACCUUCAGGGAAGCAAAGCCUACACUAAGAACUCUCCCAUGAUUCCAGCUAGACAAGCUUCCCUUCUCAUUUUAGAAUUUUUCCUCCUCUCUGAUUGUGAAUCACUCAAUGAAAAGGAAAAGGAUGAAGCCCACUCCGCCGCUCUCGCCUGGAGAAAAAGGCUUGUCACUGAGGGCGGUCUCUCCCGGGCCACUCCCAUUGAUGCCACGGGUUUGCUUCUCUUUAUUGCUUCUUUUGGUAUCCCUUCUCGCUUUUCUAAUCAAGAUCUCCGGGAUCUAAUCCUCUUGACUACCCAAAAUAUCUCCACUGCUCUUCGCCGCUCUCCCCUUCUUCUUGCCAGAAUUCCAGAUAUUAUAGAGGAAAUGAUGAAAAAUGGCAGGAGUGUUGAAGCUGUUGAUAUUGCUUAUACUUUUGGGGUUGAGGAAAAAUUUCAUCCUCAGACAAUUUUGACAUCAUUUUUACGCAAGUCUAAAGAAGCAUGGAAGAGGACAAGAGCAGUAGCACAUGGUUCUAUGGUACUGAAAGAAGCGAAUGAAAAACAAUUAGCUGCUCUGAAAUCUGUGAUAAGGUGUUUGGAAGAUCACAAGAUUGAUCCCACAAAGCUUCUUCCUGGAUGGAGAAUUAAAGAAAAUAUAAUCAACUUGGAAAAAGAAAUUUCUGAUCUUGACAAUAAAAUUGAAGAUAAGGUAAUGUGGAAAAGAAAAGCAGAUGAAAUUCAGUCCUCAAAUCAAAUGAAGAGUCAAGGAAUGAAGCGGUUGUUUUUUACUGCCAGAGCACCACCCCUGAUGUCUCCUCCAGUUGGUGGCAUGCAAGAACAAAGAGUUAUUACACAAGUGGAAAGCAAGAGCUCAUAUGAUGGGUUGAUGCCAGUAAACUUACUAGAUGGUGAACAAUCUGGUCAUGUCAGUAAUUAUCCUACUGCUUCAUUUAUACCACAUGGAUCUGGUGCAGGGUUCUUGCCUAAAAAUGUUCUUGGUGCAACGGUAAUUGGUCCAGCAUAUGGAUGGCAUGGUCAUGGAAUUGGAGAUGCAACAUUUCGAGAGAGAUCAAUUGGGCAGGGCUUUGUUGGGCAACCUGCAUCUUUAGAAGGUUUUCCUGGUCUGCCAAAUUCCCCAAGAUCUGUGGACGUGACUGAUAGGAGUACAACCUCGGAUCUUUAUCGGUUUGCUGAUACUGUAUUGGAAGGUGAGGCAGGUCAGGGCAGCGGCUCUCAUAAGGUUGGCCCUUUAUCUGCUGUUUUGCCUGCGCAUAAUUCGUAUUACCUGUAUUAAAUAAUACACAGUGCAUAUGUAUAAUUAUCUUUUCUAGAGGAGUUGGUGGAAGGGUUGGAUACCAUUAUAUCAGGGGAAGUUGCUUUGCAUUUUUUAAAAUCUAAAUCACAAUGGUUUUAGAGGUUUUUACAA